CAUCAUAUUUUAAUUAUUUAGACACUUAUUAGCUAAGAUUCAUUAAAGAAUAAAAAUUGAAUCAUAAUUUUGGUAAAUUUACUUAAAAAGACUGUGUUCAAGCGAUUUAAAAUAAAUAUGUUGAAAUCAUCAUUCAAGACAAAUAAUAAUUUAUUUUAUGAACAACUCAAUAUUAUAUUUUUUUAACUGAAAUUAAAAAUCCAAUUCUAUUUAUCAUUUAAUAAUUUCAAAGUUUCCGUAUAAUUGCUAAAUUAUGAGUUGUACAAAGAAUGUUCAUUUUUCUGCAGAUUCUAUCAAAUUUAGUGAUGAAGUUACGAAAUUGGAUGCACCUUUUAAUAUAUACAAAUUUGAUUGUAAAGAUAUGAUAUCAAAUUCUGAUGUAUUUAAAUUACGCACAGCUUUAUUAACUAUGAAAUUUAAGAAAAAAUCAUGUGAUCUUUAUUCUUUUGAACAAUCACCAGAUUUUUAUCGUAUAACAGACGAAGAAAAACCUAAAGAAGUACAGCAGUUCUUAAGUGUUCUUGCUGAAAUAAAGAAAAAAAUUGCUUUGUUUUUGGAAAAAACGUUUAAUGAAACAACUAGUGUUUCAUGUUCUAUGUAUAAUCAAGGAGAUUAUUUACUUUGUCAUGAUGAUAGAGUUGAUGAUAGAUCAGUAGCGUUUAUUUACUACUUAAAUUACGAUUGGUUGAAUGAAUGGGGUGGAACUCUUGAUGUAUAUUCCUCAGAUUCAAAUUUUAAUGCCAAAGAAAUAGUAAAUAGUAUCAAUCCUGAAUUUAAUACUAUGAUAUUUUUUCCUGUAGGGCAAGAUACUUAUCAUCAGGUUGCUGAAAAUGUAUCUAAUUUUUCUCGAAUAUCAAUUAAUGGUUGGUUUCAUUGUGAUAAUUUAGUAUGGAAACCCUAUGAUCAACAAGUUGAAUUACCAAGUCCUAUAUAUCUACCAAUUCAAGUUUCUAGGAGUAAAACUUGUGCAUCAAUGUGUAUAGAAACUAUUUUUGAGGAUCCCGACUAUAGGGAGGCAGUACGUGAAAUGUUUAAUAAUGAUGGCUAUAUAAUGUUGGAAGGGUUUUUUAAGCAAAAUAUGGUAGAUAUUCUUUCCAAUGAGAUUUUCUCUAAUGAUUUACUGUGGCAAGUUAAAGGGCCUUUGAAUAAACGGCAUUACAAAUAUGUUAAUCUUAAUGAACUGCCUUUUAAAGUAUUAUUUGUUGUAAAUGUGAUGAAGACUGAUUUCAUGUUUGAUUUUUUAAAAGAAUGUACUGGAUUAAAUUUUUCUGGAGUUUCAAUAGAAGUUCAAAGAUGGCAUGGUGGCCAUUAUAUGGUAUCUGGUGGUAAUGAUGGAUUGGAUCAUUUGAAUGUGUUAAGUGUAUACUUAUUUUUUAGUCAGUGUUUUGGUGAAAUGUCUGAUACUAUUAAAGAUGAUCUCCAUUAUGUAUUUGAAGAACGUCAUACAUUGCAACCAAAAUUUGCUUGCAAACCUCAAGAUAAUACCAUUUUCUUGGUAAAACGUGAUUCUAAUAUGGAGUCUUAUGUAAAAUAUUGCAAAAAAGUUGAUGGGCAUGCUUGGACUGUUAUAAUAGCAAAUUAUUUAAUUAAUGAAAAUUUAGAAUGUUCAGUUUCAAGUGAAAAAAUUAACAUUUAGUUCAAUAAUUUUUCUUUUUCAUUAUUGUUUUGUUACUUCAACUAUUUUUUUAGAAUAAUUAAAAAGACAUGUGAUACAAUCAUCAAUUAUUGAAUUUUUUAAUAAAAUAAUAAAAAGCAAAUUUUUGUAUAGCU
Daktulosphaira vitifoliae (grape phylloxera) is the source of this 1770-nucleotide messenger RNA. It is a transcript of the gene sud1, whose product is annotated as prolyl 3-hydroxylase sudestada1. Lineage: Eukaryota; Metazoa; Arthropoda; Insecta; Hemiptera; Phylloxeridae. Gene Ontology annotation, molecular function: peptidyl-proline dioxygenase activity; iron ion binding; L-ascorbic acid binding. Gene Ontology annotation, cellular component: cytoplasm. The record is from RefSeq and is a predicted model, not a curated record. The transcript is spliced from 8 exons. The coding region runs from base 254 to 1636 and encodes 460 amino acids. Gene Ontology annotation, biological process: peptidyl-proline hydroxylation; regulation of translational termination.